Messenger RNA from Daphnia pulicaria, 1875 nucleotides. RefSeq lists its product as uncharacterized. The record is from RefSeq and is a predicted model, not a curated record. The transcript has 10 exons. NCBI's taxonomy places the organism in Eukaryota, Metazoa, Arthropoda, Branchiopoda, Diplostraca, Daphniidae. Bases 1 to 1875 code for a protein of 624 amino acids.
AUGAGUGAAAAUGUCUUGACUGAGUAUGACUUAAUGAGCCCUGAAGCUCUUGAGAACCUAAGAAGAGAUGUUAUAAAUGACUUAUCUGACAUUCAAACCAGACAACAGCCAACAUGGCAAGAAAGGGAAGCAAUUCGAGCAUGGGGAUCCACUGACAGAACACGAAUUUUCAAGGAACUAGUUUCCAGGCAGCCACUUUAUCAUUCCAAAUGUGAUCAGUGUCAUCUUCACCUGAAUGCUGCUGCUGUAAGAUGCAUGACUUGCAAGAAACAUCUCUGUCACAAGUGCGAUACAGGCUCUCAUUUAACUAUGCCAUUUCACCGACGACUCUUGUGUUCUUCCGACACAUUGCAAAUUUUGCUACCAGAACAUUUCAUCGAUCCCAAGGGCAACAUUAUAAUAAAAGAUGUAUGUGUUCCAUGCUUCGUACCGCAUAUGUGUUACAAUGUCGAAUGCGAAGGAUCCAUGUUACUCAUUCCAAAUCUUCAAGAAUCAAUCGUGGUGGUCAAUGAGAGUGGUCGAUUUCUCGUUAAAGCUGCAGCUUUCGUUUGUGAUAGUUGCAACUCUCGUACAAGAGCCACAAUCGAUGACUAUGUAUUUUCUGGAUUUUUCCCUGGAAGUUUAUCGCCAAAAGUCACCUAUCUUUUUGCAGAAGAGGCACUUCUUCUAGGACAUCACAUUACUCAUAAGUCUCCUGGGUCUUCAAAAAAAAUGUAUGCACAUUCUCUUGAAGAAGUAUCAACAGAAUAUGGCCGGAAUGGACCAAUAAAUGUAACAUUAUUUACUACUGCUGAAAGAGAAUGGGAAACCUGUCGACAUAAUAUUGACGACCAAGUGCUUCAAAGGAACAAAAUUGAUUGCCCCAGUUGUGGGAAAGAACCUUUAGUCAGAUCUUCUGACGCUAUCGUAAAAUUGAGGCGCUUAAGCUCGGCUGGAAAAGUGCACAAUCCAGAAAACGAAAGAACAAUGGAACAGCCACAGGCGAGGUUUGGAAACUUAGUUAUCAAAUCCGAUACAGAAGUUGAAAAUUUCCGUCAAAGGAUUUACAACAAAGUUUCUACUACAAAAAAGAAACAGAUGUGUGGGGGAUCGGCUUUUAAGGCCGCAAGAGAAGACUCCAAUGAACAAAAGAAGUAUGACGAGACUGGGCUCGUCGUUAGCUCUUGCAAGCACUGCGUUGUACCAUACGCAAUCAACAUGUUUAAAGGUGAAUCGUGGACCCAUACUGCAUUUAUGCACAAUGAAGCCAUGAAAAGUAACGCCAAAUUCUUCUGCUACGACGUGGUAUGCCAAUACUGGAAAUGGAUGAAAACAAAAGUGGCUCGUCAUUUUCCUGAAAACCGUAAUCUAACAAGUGAAAUGACAGGAAUCUUGCCUAUCAUGCAUAAGAAUGCACAUCAAUUGCCAUGCAAGAUUUUAUGGAAUCCCCGCUGGACAACUGGAAUAGGCUUAACUGGAGGAGAAGAGCACGAGCAAGUUUUCUCCAAAUUGUAUCUAUAUGCUUAUGUGCUAAAGCAUAUGGCCAAACAUAACAGAAACGAUUUUUUAACAUUAGCUAUUCUUUAUUGGAACUGGGGUAAAAUUCAAAAUAUGCAUUUCCUUCUACGCAAAAAGCUUGAAAAAGCAAGAAAGGAAAUCAAACAAGGCACUCCAAAACUCGAGAAAUUGUUGGAAACCCAUAACCUCGUAAAUAAUGAUCUUCCACUGAUUCACAAGGAGCUGGAGACAAAAGCUAAGGCAAUUCUUGACCAAAGAAAAACCAAAAAGACUACAGUUGAUACACUGAGAAGAAUGCUGGAGGGCUUACAUGCUCAUUUAAAGACUACUUCCAUUUCUAUCUCUAAAGAAGCAGCUAUUUUACAAAAACUAAAUUGA